Agrilus planipennis (emerald ash borer) is the source of this 1614-nucleotide messenger RNA. Its product is annotated as E3 ubiquitin-protein ligase MARCH8. The coding region runs from base 298 to 1368 and encodes 356 amino acids. Gene Ontology annotation, biological process: protein polyubiquitination; antigen processing and presentation of peptide antigen via MHC class II; immune response. Lineage: Eukaryota; Metazoa; Arthropoda; Insecta; Coleoptera; Buprestidae. Gene Ontology annotation, cellular component: early endosome membrane; lysosome; late endosome membrane. The transcript has a single exon. Gene Ontology annotation, molecular function: ubiquitin protein ligase activity; MHC protein binding; zinc ion binding. The record is from RefSeq and is a predicted model, not a curated record.
UUCAAUGAUUGUCAAAAUUUCAGGCAAUUUCCCAUACUUCUCAUAUUUAUUAGAAAUUAGCAAGAAAUUGGAAAUCGUAUAAAUAUUCAUAUUAAGAAACUGAGUGAAACUAUUAAAUGUGAAAUGAUCCUUAUUUAAAUAGUAAUAAUGUUGGUGUGUACACAGGCUUGUUUAUAAAACUACCAAAAUAUAAGUUUGACGUUUGGAUAACCUUAAUGGGAACCGUGAUAGAAAAAGAAAAUAACUUAUCAUUCUAACAAUUUGUCUCCCAAUAAAAAAAUUGAAGGGAUUAUUGACAUGCCUGAUCAUUUCAUUAAGGUUAAACCUCUUGAUUUUGAAUCGAGCAGCAGUUAUUAUAAUUCAAAGAAAGAAGAACGUCCAGGAAUCGGAUCAGGUUUAAAUAUAUCGAGUUCGAACAGCGAUAUUUGUAGAAUAUGUCACUGCGAAGCUGAUGUUGGAAACCCUUUACUUUCACCGUGCUAUUGUUCUGGUAGUUUAAAAUAUGUACACCAAUCUUGUUUACAACAAUGGUUAGCAGCAUCGGAUAUUCGCUCUUGUGAAUUGUGCAAAUUUAAUUUUAUUCUUCAUACAAAGAUUAAACCAAUAGGAGAAUGGAGAAGACUGGAAUUAUCAGGUGUUGAAAGAAGAAGACUACUAUGUGCCAUACUAUUUCAUUUUGUUGCUGCCAUAUGUGUUAUCUGGUCACUUUUUGUACUUAUUGACAGGGCAACAGAGGAAGUUCAAAAAGGGUUAAUUGCGUGGCCCUUCUGGACAAAGUUAGUUGUAGUGGCUGUGGGAUUUAGCGGUGGUGCUGUAUUUAUGUAUAUCCAGUGUCGACAAUAUUUACAAUUAUUUUCACGUUGGAAAGCACACAAUCGAAUUAUACUUGUUCAAAAUGCACCUGAAAAUGAAAAAGUUGCUCUGUCCUUGGUACAACCUGAUCAAAAUUUAGAACAAAUUAAUCUCUCUAGUGCAGACUAUCAUAGCACACAGACUGUUGCAAAUGUUGAAUGCCCCAAUCAGUAUCAUAAUGUGCCUCUGUCACACACUACAGAUUUAGAUUCUGCUGCCUUAGAAGAAGAUAAUUCACCAACUUAUAUGAGCACAAGUUCUGUUUUUCAAUUUUCUGAGGAGGUUCACACUCAACCAGGUUCUAGCAAAGAAACUCAUGCUGAUUCACGAAGUACUGGUGAAAGUUCUAUUGAUGCUCUUGAACUUAAUAUUCGAGAAGUAUUGGAUUUAGAUACAAACAUGAAUAAGGGCAGUAAUAGAGUUACCAAGCAAAAAAAUCACUCAAAAUCUAAGACCAAAUACAUAUUCAAAUCGUUACCUAAUCUUAGUGCCAGUAAUGAAAAUCUGCUUGUAUAAACAUUACAAACUAUUAAAAAAUUGCUGUGAUGUACAUAUUUUAUUUAUUUCAUUAUUCAUUACUUCAAGUUGGUGUGCUUUUAAUGUAGUUUGAAAUAAAGUCUUGUUUUUGGGAUUGGAAAAAAAUAAUCACCUAAAGGUGCUAUCAGAAAAGCUUCCAUCUGUUUCGAAAACAAAGAUUGAACCAAGUAAAUUAGCCAAGUGAAUUUAUCUUAAAAUAAAUCGUCCAUUUGUUUAUUUAUACAA